Messenger RNA from Haemorhous mexicanus (house finch), 1934 nucleotides. RefSeq lists its product as uncharacterized. The transcript has a single exon. NCBI's taxonomy places the organism in Eukaryota, Metazoa, Chordata, Aves, Passeriformes, Fringillidae. Bases 1 to 459 code for a protein of 152 amino acids. The record is from RefSeq and is a predicted model, not a curated record.
AUGGCGUGCGAGGCACGGCGGGCGGGCCGGUCCCGAUCCCCAUCCCCGUCCCUGUUCCCAUCCCCAUCCCGGUCCCAGUUCCGGUCCCCAUCCCGAUCCCCAUCCUCAUCCCCGUCCCCAUCCCCAUCCCGAUCCCCAUCCCGAUUCCCAUCCUCAUCCCCGUCCCCAUCCCCAUCCCGAUCCCCAUCCCGGUCCCAGUUCCGGUCCCCAUCCCGAUUCCCAUCCCCGUCCCCAUCCCCAUCCCGAUCCCCAUCCCGGUCCCGAUCCCCAUCCCCGUCCCUGUUCCGAUCCCCAUCCCGGUCCCAGUCCCGGUCCCCAUCCCGAUUCUCAUCCCCAUCCCGAUCCCCAUCCCGGUCCCGAUCCCCAUCUCGAUCCCCAUCUCCAUCCCCGUCCCGGUCCCGAUCCCGGUCCUCAUCCCGGUCCCGGUGGGCUGCGGCGGUGCCCGCCCUCCCUCUGUAGCAUCCCCCGCCUCGGGGAAGUCGGGCGGGCCCGCGUCCCGCAGCGCUCAGAGCCGUCCGUGUGUCCGCCGCCGUCCGUGUGUCCGCCGCCGUCCGUGUGUCCGCCGCCGUCCGUGUGUCCGCCGCCGUCCGUGUGUCCGCCGCCGUCCGUGUGUCCGCCGCCGUGUGCUGCUCCUACUUCCCCGGCACGCAGCAGAGCCCUUAGAAAAUUUAAUAACUGAAUUUAAUUCCAUUUUAGAUGGUGGGAAAAUACCCAAGCGUGCUCCUGCGCUGCCGUUUCCUCUCCUGUCCGCGGCAGGUGCUGCCGGUGUGGAAGAGCGCGGUGGAAUUCCCUGCGUCCCGAGCUCGCUCCUGCCCCGCCAGGUGUCCCCGCCGACCCACGGAGCGCUCCGAGAGCAGCCUGUGCUGCUAGACCAGCUCAACUUUGUCAGAGAUACAUAGUAUAAUGUUGGCUUUUCGCAAGUUUUAACAUGGAUUUUAUAUGUGUGGCGUUAAAGUAACUUUGUUAUAAGGGUGAUGUUUUUAUUUCUGUUGUUAAAUAAGCUCGGUGAAACAGCUGAUAUCAGUGUGCUUGUGUUAGAAUGCCUGCUGGGAUGGGAUGGCAUCCAACGAAGACAGGAUGAGGACACCUGUACAGAUUGCCAGCUGUCAGCACUCACCCUCUGAAGAAAAUAUGGACCUUAUUUUGGACCAAAAUAUGAGAGUUAUGGACCAAGAGAUAGGGGUCUCCUCGAGCCAGGUCUCAUAAGCUCUUGGAGAUCUACUUCACACCCAAGAGACUCAGCUGCCUUACAAGGCAUAAAAUCAGCAGGAUGGCUUCUGUGGUAGUCUUGGAAGCAAAAGGUUUUAAUAAAAGGCAAAAUAACAAAACACUUUACAGAGAAAAAUCAGGUGCAAGUGGUCUUGCUCCUGGUAACACACCUCACAAAAGUAAUUUGUUUCUUUGUUCUCUCCUUUUUCUAGUAAAUUGCUCAGGCAGGACUUUUUGACUCCUGUCCAAUCACCUAUCCUUAAGUUUGAGGUGAACUCCCCAAGGUCCUAUGAGGUGUCUUUUUCACUAAUUGAGGAAAGAAACUUCUGGGGAAGUUUCUUUCUGGGGAAGGAAACUUCUAUUUCCUUUUUGAGGAGAAAAAGGAUAAUUUUGUCACUCCGUCAACAGUGGGCACAUUCCUACAUGGAGGUGAUAAGAAAGGACCAAAACCACAACCAAGGAGUACACAUGUCCUAAAAAGGUGGAACUCAAGAGGAGCUGUGCUAAACAGUUCUUGCAACAUGCAAACUAAUUUGGGGAAAGUUUACUGUGCAUAAUUGCUUGUGAAUAUGUAACAGCUGCUGCAAUAGAAAUGGUAUAUAAAGGUAUUUACAAAAUAGCAGGGGUGCUCUUGGCUGGGUACCAAGAUGCACCCAGCUAUAAUAACCUUCCUCUAUGCUCCUAUUGUUGUUUAUUAAACUUCUAAAAUUUUCAUCAGUGAAAAA